UGCUCACAAAAUUCAUCGAAGCUCCUUAACAAUGGCGAUAACUGUAUCUCCUCCAACGAUUACAUCAUCAUUCUCUCAACUUUCUUCACUUUCUCCCUUCCAAUCUCCCCCAUCACUAUCAUAUCCAUCUUUCUCCUCGUCUCCCACCAUCACACGUCCCCUUAAUUUAUAUCCAAACAGAAACAAUCGAACUGUUGUUGUCCCAAAAGCUUCUUCCACCACCACUUUCUCCCCUGAAAUCGCUGAUGUACUCGGAGAAGUUAACAUCUUCACCGCUUCCGGAGACUCCGUCAUGUUCAACGAACUCUGGGAUCAAUCCGAGGGUAUUGCUGUUGUUGCUCUUCUGAGGCAUUUUGGAUGCCCUUGCUGCUGGGAACUUGCUUCAACUCUCAAGGAAUAUAAAGCAAGAUUUGAAUCUGCUGGUGUGAAGCUAAUUGCUAUUGGUAUUGGGGAACCUAAGAAAGCUCGUAUCCUUGCUGAACGGUUGCCAUUUCCAUUGGAUAUCCUCUACGCAGAUCCUGAGCGCAAGGCAUAUGAUGUCUUGGGUUUGUAUUAUGGAAUCGGACGAACAUUUUUCAACCCUGCCAGUGCAAAGGUAUUAUCAAGAUCAAGAUUUGAGGCUCUACAAAAAGCUGUAAAGAAUUACACCAUUGAAGCGACCCCAGAUGACAGGGGAAGCGUCUUGCAACAGGGAGGGAUGUUUGUGUUUAAAGGUAAAGAGUUGUUGUAUGCAUGGAAGGAUGAAGGCACAGGCGAUCAUGCUCCUCUAGAUGACAUCUUCAAUAUAUGCUGCUCCACCAAAGUAGAGAUUGCAUGAAGAAUACCAUUUCUCAUCUUCCACAGGUUCCUUUCUUUAGUCAUCGAUUUGAUUUCUUCAUAUAUAUAUAUA
Molecule: messenger RNA, 889 nt
Organism: Cynara cardunculus var. scolymus (artichoke)
Lineage: Eukaryota; Viridiplantae; Streptophyta; Magnoliopsida; Asterales; Asteraceae
Product: prostamide/prostaglandin F synthase
Exons: 7
Coding region: 32-817 (261 amino acids)
Molecular function (GO): antioxidant activity
Source: RefSeq, a predicted model, not a curated record